AUGUAUCCAUAUAUAAAGGGCACAAUACAAACAGUCAAAUCGAUUCCACCAUACAAUAUGAUGUUGAAAAUACUCCUGUUUCUUUUCGUGUUGGGCCUUCUUCCACAUCAAGACAAUAGUUUGGACGAGGUUGAAUGGUAUCGAAAUGAGAUGACUACAAAAGUGGUACCUCUCUACAGCACUGCUUAUCGAAUACUCAACAAUGAUAUUAUCGAACGUAUUUUACACUUUGACGAAAAUCCGAACAUAAUAAAUAUCGUCGAGACAUCAACAGUCAAUCGAAACAAAGAGGAUGAACACGAAUCUGAAGAUGCAUUUAGUCGCAGCACUGAAGAUGGACAUUCUUCCAAAACUGAAAACAUAGAGGAAGUUGUUCACAAACCGGAUGAUGAAGUGGAAGAAAAAUCAAAAGAAGGAAAAGAAAUAAAUGAAGACAAUCAUAAAAUUGAAGACGAAGUUGAUGGACCAACUGAAGAAGAACAUCACCCUGCUGAAAUUAGAAAAAGGGAAGAUAAUUACCAGCAAUUCGAAGACGAUAUUAAUGAAAAAACCGAUGAACAAAGUGAAGAAAAACAACCUCAAGACGAAUUGAAUCUACAUAGUGAAGAACAAAUAACUGAGAAAAUGAUGACUACUGCCAAACAAGUCUCCGAAGACGAUAAUACAGUCGAAAUUCCACAAACGAUCGAGCAGAUUCGUGUAUGGAACGAAUCUGUCGACGAUCAAUUUUCUGUGGAUGAACACAACACACAAGAAAACGUGAGUGAUGAGACUGUGCCUGGGUUGAUGACUACCACAAGUUUAAAUGAUGAUGAUGACGACAAACUUGGCUCAAAUGAAUCAGAAGACACUAAAUCAUACGCAAUUGUCAGUACUGAUGAGACAACUGAAAACGAUACAGUCACAAAUGCAGAAAACAUUAUCGAAUCAGCUGUCACAGAAUUUGAUCAAGUUAACAGCGAACAGAAUCGAUUAAGAGUGUUCGUGAGUGAAAUAGGUAUCGCCGUCAAUAGCGUACACGAACUUUUAGGAAACGCUUCCUCCGAAUGCGAACAACUGCAUAAUCAAACAUACGCACGGAUUACGACUGCAGUUUUAGACAUUUCAAAACAGGAAGAAGAGCUUCGCCAACUGGUAUCAACAAUUAGCGAACUCACAUCAACCAUAGAUUCGGGAGAACAACAGGUCAGAUUCGCUGAACAAGUCGUGCGUGAACGAGAGGCCGCAGUUCAAAAUGCUGAGCGUGCGCAGCGCGACGCCGAGCAUAAAGUGGACAGAGCUCGUAAACAAUGUCGAGAGACCCAUCGCCCAGGCUACGAAUUGGGUGGCGAAGCCAGUCGUCCAGGCUACGAAUUGGGUGGCGAAGCCAGUCGUCCAGGCUACGAAUUGGGUGGCGAAGCCAGUCGUCCAGGCUACGAAUUGGGUGGCGAAACCAGUCGCCCAGGCUGUGACUUGGGCGGUGAUCAAGCCACUGUGGAUGUGUCACUCAAGACGCCAGUUCUCAAUGCUCUUACAGAAAGAACUGCAAUAGAUGCUAGCUCGGAACAGUGUAUGAUCGUCGCACCUGUGACUAUUCAAUUAAUGGGACAGUUACUGAUUGUCGCGAGUACAAAAGACGUUUCUCUCCUUGCACCUGAUCGCAAAUUUACAUAUAUUCGAAAUCCCGAAUCAUUACGAGCUACUCUCUUACAAGUAGCACACGAGGGUUACAAUGCCUUUCUUAGUGGUCAUUCGACGAUGAACGUCAUUCAACUAAGAAUGAUUCAAAUACCAAAACACAUCAAGACCGCACUGAAAAUACUUGGUGGCAACUUUCCAAGACGCGUACUCACUCGUUUACUUCCUCAGGUAUUGGGCAGUAUUGAAGAAACAGGAAAAGAAUGUGUUACAUUGACCAACGCAACGAAAAACCAAUUCACUCGAGUAAUGGAACUUGUUCAAGAAGUGAUUCGAACAACGGCAGCAACGCAAUCAGUCCACGAGUCCAAAGUAGAAGAGAACGAGAGAGAAAUGGCAAUAUUGCGCUCACUGAAAGCAGAUUUGGAGAAAGAGGAAAAAUUCCGUGCUAAGCUAUACAAAGAUGCUACUGAUACAGCAGAUAGAGCUGAAGCGACCUAUUCCAAAGCAUUGAAUGACAUACCAACAGGAAUGGGAGCUCUGCUCAAAGACUUUGCUCGUGGUAUAUUGAAGUUAGCCAAUACGGUUGCCGAAGCUGGUGCAGCCGUACUGACUGGUCAAAAUGGACGAGUUGGAGCACAACUUCAUCAGGCUGUCAAUCCCAUAGCAAUGACUGGUAAUAUGGAAGGCAAGCAACCACUUUCAUUCGGUCUUAGUCAGACGCUCAGCAUGGCGACUCAAUUUGCUAACUCAUUACGAUCAUUUCAAAAUGCUUUUUUGACCAAUAGUAGCGAUCCGAAAUUAAUGAAAGGUUACGGUAUUGCAUUCAAAGCGUUUCAUGAUUAUAUCACGAUGCUACCUGAUAAUCCUGCGAAGGCAAAGGCAAUCAAGUUGAUUAAACACAGCGAGGCUCUUGCAGCGACGACAACCCAAAAUGCCCAACAAUUGAAAUUAAGCAAUGAGACCAACAUCAAAGUUAAUGAAGAGCUCGGGAAAAUCUGCGAUGAUCUUGGAUCGUUUGAAAGUGCUUAUCAGAACAUCGAUCCAAAGGCCGCUUCACAUACCCUAUCCACGAUUGGAACAAAUACAGCAGGUGACUCGUCACAGAAUGAAAUUCUUAAAGCACAAAUUGCUCAGAAACAGUUGACGGAAAUGCGCCGCCGCCAAGAUGAACAGGCUGCAGAAUACCUCAAAUUGCUCGAAGGUAUGCGGGAGAUCAACGCGAAAAUGAUCUCCGUCGACUUAACCACAAUUAGUUAUAAAGAGAUCAUCGCUUUGCUCAAGGAAGCCUUCACUCUACUUACUCAGGUGGAGACACAGUGGCAUAAUUUCGUCGCUUUCUUCACUACAAUGUCAGAAUACAUUCACGACAUGAUCAAGGGUCCAUUGAAACGAUUCCUUAGGGUAGCUGCUGUCGGCAGCAAUCUGGAUCUAGCCAUGCGCAUGCAAAUAAUCGAUAUCCUUAAAGAAGACACGUUUGGCAUCCACCGUGAAGCGUAUAUUCUCUUUGUCAUGGCACACACCUAUCAUGAAGUGUCGAGCAAGUAUUUGAUGGGACGACUCUCAAGUCUUUCUGGUAUGCUUAUUGUUCGAAAUAAAAUAGAACGAGAAGAAUUAAUGAAUAAUCUUACGCGACAGACAGAUCAGACGCUCAAAGAGAUCAAAACUCUUAUUGUUGAGCGCAAAGAAAAUUUUGACAAGGAAUUCACCACGCGAAACACAGAAUUGACCACGUUAAUCGACAAACUAGGUGGACCAAAUGAAAAAGAUCAACUAGCAAUCGAAGAAGGUCAGCGCUUGAUCACCGAUGAUACAGCUUGGAGCGACAAAUGA
This is a messenger RNA of Rotaria socialis, 3450 nucleotides long. The record is from the annotation of a GenBank genome assembly. NCBI's taxonomy places the organism in Eukaryota, Metazoa, Rotifera, Eurotatoria, Philodinida, Philodinidae.